Messenger RNA from Amaranthus tricolor (Joseph's coat), 852 nucleotides. RefSeq names its product NADH dehydrogenase [ubiquinone] 1 alpha subcomplex subunit 2. The coding region runs from base 283 to 579 and encodes 98 amino acids. The transcript has 4 exons. The record is from RefSeq and is a predicted model, not a curated record. Lineage: Eukaryota; Viridiplantae; Streptophyta; Magnoliopsida; Caryophyllales; Amaranthaceae.
AUUUAAAAUUUGUUUGUCGAUCAUACAUAAAGUUGUUAAAUUUAGGUUUUGCCUUCCCCCAAAAAUUUGAUCAUCAUUACAAAGUACAAAUGUUGUAAUGGCCGGAAUCUAAAGAUUAAGAGGACCAUAUUGGCCUUGUUUCACAAGAAUGAACCACACACAUUGACAUACACCCCUCAAAAACACAAUACAACACAGCUCAAAAACAUCUUCGUCAUUUCUCCCUCUUUGUACGGUUGCCGGUGAAAAAACCUCAUCGUUUUCUCUUAAGGUUGAAUUGUUAUGGCUUGGAGGGCACAGUUAUCGAAGAAUUUGAAGGAACUUCGAGUCCUUAUCUGCCAAACUUCCCCCGCUAGUGCUGAAGCUAGAGCUUUUGUUGAGAAAAAUUACAAGGACUUGAAGACAUUGAACCCGAAAUUGCCUAUCUUGAUCCGUGAGAGUCGUGGUAUAGAGCCGCAACUUUGGGCUAGAUAUGACUUUGGCAUUGAAAAAGGUGUUCGUUUGCAUGGCAUGAAUGAGUCGCAAAUAUCUAAGGCACUCGAGGAUCUUGUUAAAGCCGGGGAAGGUCUUAAAGCAUGAGUCUUCCCUUUUGGAGUCGGAAAUCAGCUAUCAUUCUAUUUGAUUCUUUGCUUCGACCAUACUUGUAACGGAAUUUGUGUUUUGUAUGCUCCUUUUGUUCCCCUUGUAUGAUAUGAAUGAACUAACAUUCAUAUUCUGUAAGCAGAAGAGCACUAGGCAAUGGUCUCUGUUUAACUUUUGCCUUCACCUGUUCCUGAGUUUGAGCUUAUGCUUACUCUAAUAAUCGUUCUAGAAAAUAACGUUAAAGGUACUAGAAAUUAACGUUUAAUUUUA